Molecule: messenger RNA, 3764 nt
Organism: Podarcis muralis (Common wall lizard)
Lineage: Eukaryota; Metazoa; Chordata; Lepidosauria; Squamata; Lacertidae
Gene: NPLOC4
Product: NPL4 homolog, ubiquitin recognition factor
Biological process (GO): ubiquitin-dependent protein catabolic process
Cellular component (GO): nucleus
Molecular function (GO): ubiquitin protein ligase binding; ubiquitin binding
Source: RefSeq, a predicted model, not a curated record
GCGGUGCACAAGCUGGCUGGCAGGCAGGAGGCGGCGCUACCAGUGCCGGGGCAGGACGCGGGGUCGGGAGCGGUGGCGAGGACAUGGCGGAGACUAUUAUAAUUCGUGUCCAAUCACCCGAUGGAGUGAAACGCAUCACAGCAACAAAGCGGGAAACUGCUGCAACGUUUCUGAAAAAGGUUGCAAAAGAAUUUGGCUUCAGAAAUAAUGGAUUUUCUGUGUACAUCAAUAGAAACAGGACUGGUGAGAUCACAUCAUCUCCCAAUAAGUCCCUCAACUUAUUAAAAAUCAAGCAUGGGGAUAUGCUGUUUCUCUUUCCCUCGAGUCCAGCUGGCUCUUCCUCUGAGAACAUGGAUACGUCAUCGAUGUCUCAAGGAGUUCGCCCUCUAGGUGUUCCCCAGGUGGUAGAAGAUGAAAUUGACCAGUACCUAAUAAAACAAGAUGGAAAGAUUUACAGGAACAAAGAUCAGCAACAAUGUCGACAUGGCCCGCUGGGCAAAUGUGUGCACUGUGUACCAUUAGAGCCUUUUGAUGAGGAUUAUUUAAACCAUCUGGAACCCCCUGUGAAGCAUAUGUCAUUCCAUGCCUACAUCAGGAAACUGACCGGAGGCGCAGACAAGGGGAAGUUUGUUGCCCUUGAAAACAUUAGCUGCAAGAUUAAAUCUGGCUGUGAGGGACAUCCCCCGUGGCCAGAAGGCAUUUGCACUAAAUGCCAGCCAAGUGCCAUCACACUCAACAGGCAGAAAUACAGGCAUGUGGAUAACAUCAUGUUUGAGAACCAUACAAUUGCAGAUCGUUUCUUGGACUUCUGGAGAAAAACGGGAAACCAGCAUUUUGGGUACUUAUACGGGAAGUAUACAGAGCACAAGGACAUCCCUCUAGGUAUCCGAGCUGAGGUUGCUGCCAUCUAUGAACCUCCACAGAUUGGUACACAAAACAGUCUGGAACUCCUAGAAGACCCAAAGGCGGAGAUUGUGGAUGAGAUUGCAACCAAGCUGGGCCUGAGGAAGGUUGGCUGGAUAUUCACAGAUCUGGUCUCAGAGGAUACGCGGAAGGGGACUGUCCGGUAUAGCCGGAACAAGGAUGCUUAUUUCUUAAGUGCAGAAGAGUGCAUCACAGCUGGGCAUUUUCAGAAUCAGCACCCAAACAUUUGCCGCCUGUCCCCAGAUGGUCACUUUGGAUCCAAGUUUUUCACUGUGGUGGCUACAGGUGGUCCUGACAACCAAGUCCACUUUGAGGGCUACCAGGUAUCCAACCAGUGCAUGGCUCUAGUACGUGACGAGUGCUUGUUGCCAUGCCGCGAUGCUCCAGAGCUCGGCUAUGCAAAGGAAUCCAGCAGUGAACAAUAUGUGCCUGAUGUGUUCUAUAAGGAUAUAGACAAGUUUGGCAACGAGAUUACUCAGCUAGCUCGUCCACUCCCUGUGGAGUACCUAAUCAUAGAUAUUACUACUACGUUCCCCAAAGAUCCAGUUUACACAUUUUCUAUUUCUCAAAAUCCAUUCCCUAUUGAGAAUCGUGAUGUUCUGGGAGAAACUCAGGACUUCCACAGUCUGGCAACUUACUUGUCCCAGAACACGUCCUCAGUGUUCCUCGACAUCAUCUCCGAUUUCCAUCUGCUCCUCUUCUUGGUCACCAAUGAAGUGAUGCCUUUAAGGGAUAGCAUCAGCUUGUUGCUGGAGGCAGUCAGGACUCGGAAUGAAGAGCUUGCACAGACUUGGAAGAAAUCUGAGCAAUGGGCCACCAUUGAACAGCUUUGCAGCACAGUUGGAGUUCAGCUUCCAGGACUCCAAGAAUACGGUGCCAUGGGUGGUUCGACACACGCCACAACCUCCGCCAUGUGGGCCUGCCAGCACUGCACCUUCAUGAACCAGCCGGGCACAGAUCACUGCGAGAUGUGCAGCCUCCCACGUAGCUAGGCCCCCUCUCGGCUUAGCAUUCGGGGCAGCCCUUACAGACCAACUGGCGGAAAUACAGAGGCAAACCCUUAGCCAGGCGGGGGACUGUUCUUCCUCCUGGGAUGACGCACCCUGAGGGUCGGGGCAGGUGGGGGAGGGGCGGGGAGCGACCCACGUCGUGGGCACUCGGUGCCAUCCAGCGGGUGACAGCUUGCCGGUGGAACUGGAUGUUUUAGGGGGAGGGAUAUGGCACAGCCCCUCUGCCCGGCCCUGCUGCCUUGUCUUUUCUUUGCCCUCAGUAUUGUAGAAAGCCAGCCAGUGGUCAUGUUUCCCUGGAGCUGCCGUCGCGCAACCCCGUGGGCACAUGGCAGUGUGGUCAUGCUGCGCCCGCCCCGCCCCCAAUCAGCUUGCAUGCCACAAGCUUCCCCCAGCCUUAAGCCAGUCACAGUGAGGCAAGGCAGUUGUGUUGAAGGGGUCAAUUGGGUCCCCAGGCUAGCUUGCCUGAUGUUGCUCCCUUGACAUGCUUUUUGCAUUUAGCCCCAGAAUCGCUGGGUCCCUGGUGCCUGCGUCACUUCGGUCCAGCCUCUAAUUAGAGCUUCCAAAUUGAGUGGCCUGCACUGGCAGAACCUACAGUUGCUUUGUAGCCCCCCGGGCUAAGUCCCAGACCGACUAUCUCGGCUAGAGAGGAAGAGGAGGAGAGAACACACUUCUCAACUUGGUAGGGUGUCUACAGUCGUCCAGCCCAGCCGCAAUGGCCACAGAUUUAAAGAGCUCUAUCAAAACAGCUGUCUCCUGGUGCUUCUCAGCUAGAGCUAGGUAACAGAGGGCCAUUCUUGCCCAAAUCGGGCAGUGGGGACCAGCUGGCUUCCCAAUCUGGAAGCGGGUCGCAAUUUGGCGGCAUCCUCCUGGCUGUUUCAGGGUUGGGCAGGCAGUUCGCGAGCAGUUUGCUUGCCCCAGAUUUCCAUAAUGCUGUCAUCCCUUUGCAUUUAAAGCCAAUUCCUGGUCUUUGUAGCUGUGAGCAGGCAAACCUCGCAAGUACCUUUCCUCGUGCCUGUUAGCGACUUAAAUAGCAUCCCAGCAGGGAAAGCUAAAUGGAACGUUUGUCGGCAUCUUGAAAGGAGCUUUGUCUUGCUGCAGCGCGAUCCAGGCAAAUUGCAGCCGAGGCGCUGGAAAUUCUCCUGCCUCCAGAACACUUACCUGCCUCCUCUUCCCAUAACCACAUUUUUAGCAGUUCCCUCGAGCUCCUCAUGUCUUUUGAUGUGUGAGCUCCUCCAUUGCCAUACAGAGAUGUGCUUUCAUUGUCCAAAAAUUCCCAGCACCUCUGCCAGCAGUGUUAGGGCACAUUUGGUUCCUCUUGCACAGCAGUAUUUCUGCACCUAACUAGCCUGUUCAUCCCCUAGGCAACUCCCAUCAGUUUUAUAGCAGAGAAGCAAGGCAUUCAUGCCAUCCAUUGGGUUAUGGGGACAGAGGGCAUCCCGUAAUUUUUAUCUUGUUAGAUGCCCACCCCAGCAAAAUGUGCCUCCACCCCAGCUACCAGUUUUCUUUAUGGGCCUGUAGGCCUGGCUCCCAGACAGCUGCCAUGAGCGAUGCAGUCUCUACCUUUCCAUGGCUGGAAAUACCUAGGGCUUUGACCGUCAGGUGUUUGAACCAAUACUUCACCUGGCCCUUGUUACUGCUGACAGGACAUGCGACUCUCUUCUUUCCUGGGUUUGUGUUUUGACUAGAUUCCUUGAGCUCACCGGGCUGUAGCUACUCUUGCUAUUCCUUUUCAUUCUAUGGGUUGCAGAGGUGUGUGUUUGGUUUGGACUGGAGUUGACUGAAUAACAGCCCUGCAAAUAAAAAAAUAUAUUAAAAGCGUCUGAAAUGGAA